CGGUGCCGGUGCCUGUUCCGAUGCCGCAGAUGCAACCGAUGAUGUCGUAUCAAAUUCCGGGGAGUAAUCCUGCAAUGCGUCCUUAUGCUCCGAUCCCAAACGGUUACGCCAUGCAUCCUCAAGGAACUCUAAACCCUGCGGUGUCUUAUUGAAUUCGAUGCCAAAAGGUUGGAGGGCUUCAUAUUGGUUAAAGACACACCCCACCCUUCUACAACUCAUUUUUUGGUAUGCAUAUAUUUGCCUAGUUUAUUGAUUGUCUUUUACUAAAAUUAUGAUUUGGAAACAAAGCUUACACAGAGUGAUCUUGAUAAUCGAAAGUUAAUUCAAAUAAAUAAAGACAGAUUGUUCUAUUGUCGAUCUACAUAAUGUAUGGUUGUGUCAUGCUCAUUUUAGUAGGCCACUUUCUGCUAGUUAUAAGGGUACUACUUUCCCUUGAAUGGCUUUAUGAAUUCAAGAAGCCGACCAUGUUUGCAACUGAAUGCACGUUGGCCUUUUGGUCAUGAGGUAUUGCAAUCUUUUCAAUUCUCUUUUUUCUCAAUUGCAGUUUAAUUCCAUUUUUUAUGCUGCAACAUGGGCUCCUAUAUAUAAAACAGAACAUUUAAUUCAACUAGAAUUUCCUUCUUAGUAAACUAUGUAAUGUAUACAUGAGAUUUUGAAAGUUUACCCUUUUCCAUUGGUGGAUGGUUUGAGAAGCCUGCUAUAUUACAAGUUGUCAGACAAAGGUAAGCACUUUCUGGACAUCCGUGAAUUUCAAACUCGAUAGUAUUUUUUUAUUGUUUUCUUCAGGUUGUCAUUUCAGCUGGUGAUUAUUAGCUGUGCUGCCAUCUCUAUUAUGCUUUUGAUGUGUGGUAACAGCAUUCCAUUGUUCAUCACACUUUUUCUGUAUACAUCUUUAGUGUCGUAUAUAUAUAUUUUGCUUACUGUGUAUACUCAUGAUCUGCUCUAAUAUAUUUGCAUAGAUGUUUUCUGCCAUGUACAGGAAUUCCUCGUUAUGCACCUCCUUAUGGAACUAUGGUUCGUCCUGUAUAUCCUCCACGCCUGCCUGGAGCAAUCAAUGUACUUCCAGUAUCACGCCCGCCUGUUGCAGGGAUCCCACCACUUCGCCCUAUUAUUCCUCCUGUUGUCAGACCUGUGGUUCCUCCUAGUGUUACUCCGGCUGAGAAGCAACAUACCACUGUUUACAUUGGCAAGAUUUCACCAACUGUGGAAAAUGAGUUCAUGCUUUCUCUCCUUAAAUUAUGCGGGAAUAUCAAGAGCUGGAAAAGGCCUCAGGAUUUAUCAAGUGGGACUCCUAAAAGUUUUGGGUUUUAUGAGUUUGAGACUGCCGAAGGUGUUCUCCGUGCUUUACGUCUCCUUACCAAAUUGAAUAUUGAUGGACAAGAACUAAUGAUCAAUGUAGAUGAAGCGAUGAGAAACUAUCUGGAGCAGUAUGUACAAAAAAAAACUGAGGACUCAAAAGAAAAGGAAACUCGGGCAACAGAAAUUGAAAAGGAUGAUAAAGUUGCAAAACCUUCUGAUGUAAAUGAGGAUGCAAAGCCUGAUGUGGAGAACUCAAAUAAGGAGGAGGGUAAUGAUUCGGGAAACAAGAAAUCCCAUGACGUGGCAACUUUUGGGAUUGUUACAGAUGAAGAUAGGGAAGUUGACCGGGAUGCUUUAGAUAAGAUCAAGAUGAUGAUUGAGGAGAGGUUGAAGACAAGACCUUUGCCUCCACCACCUCCACCGCCAAUUGGUGAUGGUUCUGUUGAUUCAACUUCCGAACAACCUACUAAAACAAGAGGAGACUCAGAUGUGGAUACAAAGAAGAUUGAACCAGCUGAAGAUAAAAAUGAAAGAGAGUCAAACAGUGAUAACAAACCAACUGGUGAACACGAUAGACCCGAAACCCCUGACAGAAGGCACGACAGGAAAAGCAGGGAGAGAGACCGAGAAAGGGAACUGAAACGAGAAAAGGAAAGAGAACUUGAAAGAUAUGAAAGAGAAGCUGAGCGGGAACGUAUUCGAAAAGAGAGGGAACAAAAACGGAGGAUUGAGGAGGUUGAGCGUCAGUUUGAAGCACAUUUGAAGGAAUGGGAGUAUAGAGAAAGAGAGAAAGAGAAAGAACGUCAGUAUGAAAAGGAGAAGGAGAAGGACAGGGAACGCAAAAGGAGAAAGGAAAUACUUUAUGAUGAAGAGGAGGAUGAUGGGGAUUCUAGGAAGAGAUGGCGUAGAAAUGCGAUGGAGGAGAAGAGAAAGAAGAGGCUGCGAGAAAAGGAAGAUGACCUGGCUGAUAGACAAAAAGAAGAGGAUGAAAUUGCUGAGGCCAAGAAGAGGACUGAGGAGGAUAAACAACUUAUGAGGCAGAGAGAUGCAUUGAAGCUGUUGACAGAGCAUAUUGUAAAUGGCAGUGAUGAAACUACGGCUACCAAAGAGAUUGCUAAUGAAAUAAAGAACGAGGUUGCUGAACAAGACACUGUAGCUGAUUAUAGUCAUGGUCAUAUUGGUGAUGGUAAUGUACUAUAUACUAUCAAAGAUGAAUCAGCCGUGGCAUCUGUAGCCACAACUGAUACACAGUCAAGUGGAAAUGCUCCUAUGAAGAAAUUGGGAUUUGGUCUGGUUGGCUCUGGAAAAAGAACAACUGUCCCUUCUGUUUUCCAUGAAGAUGAAGACGACGAAGCGCACAAGGAUAAAAAGUUGAGGCCUUUGGUUCCAAUUGAUUACUCAACAGAGGAAUUGCAGGCUGUUGAACCUACUGCUUCUGGGCCAACACCGCCCAAUUUGGCUGCAGCUGCAGAGUUUGCAAAGCGUAUAUCUAAUUCCAAUUUCAAGGAAGAGCGGCUGGAUGGAGAACGAGAUAGAAGUAGGCAUUCAGAUGAGAAGUCUAACCACCGGGACAGGGAUAGGAGUGAAGACGGCAAUCAUCACAGAGAUGAACACAGGGAUAAAAAUUCUGAACGUGACAGGGAUCGAGAUCAUGUGUCGGAGAAACACAAGACUCAUGAUAACAGACGACUUUUGGAUGCAAAAGCAAAACAGUUAAUUGAUAUGAUACCAAAGACCAAGGAGGAAUUGUUCUCAUAUGAAAUAGACUGGGCAGUGUAUGACAAGCAUCAAUUACAUGACAGACUGAGACCGUGGAUUUCAAAGAAAAUCAAAGAUUUUUUGGGGGAAGAAGAAAAUACAUUGAUAGACUAUAUUGUUUCAAGUACACAAGAACAUGUGAAAGCAUCUCAAAUGCUAGAGCGUCUUCAGAUCAUUUUAGAUGACGAGGCUGAAAUGUUCGUACUCAAGAUGUGGAGGAUGCUUAUCUUUGAAAUAAAGAAGGUAGAGACAGGGCUUGCUGUGAAGUCCAAAUCAUGAAUUGUUCAUUGUUGUAUGUUCCAUCCUUUUCCUUUUGUGCUGGAUAUUAUGUUUAUACUUUGUAUGUGGCUGCCUUAAAAUACAAGAUGGCUGCACAAUCAUAUAGGACCAUUUUCAGUCUGUAUUGCUUCGACAUUCAAGUAGUUAUAACUUUGAUAAAAACCCCGCCUUCUUUAUUAAUGGGAAUCCGGUGGUAAUUUUUGUCAUGUGAAUAUUCAGAACUUUGAUCUGUUGAUGACUUUCUGUUUUGUUUGGUUUUGAA
Molecule: messenger RNA, 3598 nt
Organism: Trifolium pratense (red clover)
Lineage: Eukaryota; Viridiplantae; Streptophyta; Magnoliopsida; Fabales; Fabaceae
Product: RNA-binding protein 25
Exons: 7
Coding region: 1012-3336 (774 amino acids)
Biological process (GO): mRNA processing
Molecular function (GO): RNA binding
Source: RefSeq, a predicted model, not a curated record